Messenger RNA from Chaetomium fimeti, 1869 nucleotides. RefSeq names its product GatB/GatE catalytic domain-containing protein. Gene Ontology annotation, molecular function: glutaminyl-tRNA synthase (glutamine-hydrolyzing) activity. The transcript has a single exon. Gene Ontology annotation, biological process: mitochondrial translation; glutaminyl-tRNAGln biosynthesis via transamidation. The coding region runs from base 1 to 1869 and encodes 622 amino acids. Gene Ontology annotation, cellular component: glutamyl-tRNA(Gln) amidotransferase complex; mitochondrion. NCBI's taxonomy places the organism in Eukaryota, Fungi, Ascomycota, Sordariomycetes, Sordariales, Chaetomiaceae. The record is from RefSeq and is a predicted model, not a curated record.
AUGAGGCGAUUCUCGACAGCAGAGCUCGGCAGGUACCUGCUAACGGGCCAGCUCAAUCGCCGGGGUUGUUUGCAUACCCGACCUCCACGGGUUUUGGCAAUUGCAGCGAUCAGCCAAAUAACCCCAAGCCGAACAUUUACCAGCCAAGUCGAGACGUCCACAACAUCAACCUCAACGUCGAUCCCUCCCAAUUCAAUACCCCUCCGGAAGCAGCUGAAAGACGAAGCCAAGGCCCUUAAGGCAUCGGGGAAGAAAAAGAAGAAGAAGGCCGACAACCAGACCGUCCCCGGUUGGGAACUGACGGUCGGCAUCGAGAUCCAUGCACAACUGAACACAGCACGCAAGCUCUUCUCGCCCGCCGCCACCUCGUUCAAUGACAAGCCCAAUAGCCAUGUCGCCCUCUUCGACGUCGCCAUGCCGGGCUCGCAGCCCCUCUUCCAACCCGAGACCCUGAUCCCCGCCGUGCGCGCCGCCCUAGCACUGGAAUGCGAGAUCCAGCCCGUCAGCCGCUUCGACCGGAAGCACUACUUCCACUGGGACCAACCGUCUGGAUACCAGAUCACCCAGUACUACCACCCCUUUGCCCGCGACGGCCGCAUCGUGCUGGGCGCCCGCGACGGCAUCGCGCCCGAGGAUGGCGACCGCGUCGAGAUUGGGAUAAAACAGGUGCAGAUGGAGCAGGACACGGCCAAGACGACUGCCCAACCGGGCGACGUGCACUGGCUGGACUUCAACCGCGUGGGCCUGCCGCUGGUCGAGAUCAUCACCCUGCCGCAGAUCCACCACCCCGCCACCGCUGCCGCGCUAGUGCGCAAGGUGCAGAUGCUGCUAGCCGCCGUCGACGCCUGCGUGCUGGGCAUGGAGGCUGGCGGCCUGCGCGCCGACGUCAACGUUUCCGUGCGGCGGACUGCGGACGGGGACACCGCGCCCUUGGGCACCCGCACCGAGAUCAAGAACCUGAGCAGUUUCAAGGCGGUGGAGGACGCCAUCAUUGCCGAGCGGGACCGCCAAAUUGCUGUGUUGGAGGCUGGGGGGGUUGUCGAGGGCGAGACCCGCGGCUGGUCGCUGGGGAGCACAGAGACGCGCCGUUUGCGGGGCAAGGAGGGCGAGGUGGAUUACCGGUACAUGCCCGACCCGGAUCUCGGGCCGGUCGUUAUCGGGGAGGACCUGGUUGGCCACCUGGCUUCGUCACUGGGUGUGCUGCCUGAUGCUGAGAUCGACGAGCUUGUUGGGACCUGCGGUCUAAGCCCCAAGGAUGCCCUAUCACUCAUGACGCUGGACGAUGGGGCGCGGGUCGAGUAUUUUUACAAUGUCCUCGAUGCACUGGAGGACCGUCUUGGACUCGCCAGUGAUGCCGAGUCCGACCACCGAGAUGCCUUGCUGGCUGCCAACUGGUGUCUUCACGAGCUGGGCAAGCUCACCGAACUAUCUUCCGACCUUGGCAUGACUCCCGAUGGUGAAUGCGGAGUGCCGUCGGCAGACCUGGCCGCCAUCCUGUCACACCUCCAUCGCAGGGAAAUCACCGCCAAAGUUGCCAAAGAUUUGCUGUGGGGCGUCUUCCGGAGAGAAAUCACGGCCGGCGGUGUCACGCAAACCAUUGACGCAGGCAACCUUUGGUUCAAAGAGUUAUCCGAGCAGGAAUACGAGGAGCUUGCCGACGAGGUGGUCGCGGGCGAAGACAAGGUCUUGGCCGAAUUCUUGCGCUUCAAACAGGGCAAGGCAAAGGCUUUCCCACAAGGGAAGCUCAUGUUCCUAGUUGGGAAAAUGAUGCGGGCUGGCACCGAGCAGCGGAUGGAUCCCGCCUCUGCCGAGAGGGUGUUGAGGGCGAGAUUGGAGAACGUGUAUCUUCCAGAGGCGGAGGCAAGGUGA